CUCGUAUAAUGGAUUGAGGUUCUGUGACUACAUGGGCACCUUAUCAUCCAUAUUACCUCUCAAUGAUGCUGGGCGCAUUUUGACUCGGUUUUUCUGCUGCCCCUCCUCCACCGGCGGCGAAUAUUCUUUAGUAGCCGAACUCAGACUAGCUCCAUCAGUGACAUAUGCCAAGGCUAGUGGACCCUGAACCCGGUACACCAGAUUGCUUACAGCACCCCAGUAAAUAAACAUCCAUAGCUUACAACGUCCAUCCAUCCAUCCAUCCACCCAUCCGAGCAUCAUUCAUGCAACCCGUUCGAUGAUGCCCCCGUCGGAAAGGGCUGGCCCUCAUGACGACCAAAAUGACAGCGGCAAUGGCAAUAAACGCGAGGAAGUCCAGUCUCCCCAUCGCCUCCUCGAAUGCGCCCAAGUCAUCAGGCACCAUCAAUUCCUGCGAUUGGUCCGCCAUUUCCUUGUACAGAUCCUACAUGGGUGCACCGAAACCUACUGCACAACUCCCACCUGUCUUUCAUCCAGCAAGCGCCAGACUUCGAGACCUUUCCGAGCCCCUACCCAGCUCACUGCUCGUGCCUUGGCCUACUACCUCGCCAGCCAGGACAACCCUCACCGUGCCUUGUGCCCGCAUCCUUUGAACUCGGAUCCAGACGAUAUGGUGCUUGACGAUGGGUCUGAAGGUAUACUCACGUGGCGGGCACAUCAACAGAUAUCCUCUCCCCUUAAAGCUACUUGGUCCCAAGUCGAUGCUCAUCAUCUCGAUGAACGCGUAUUACGCUUGAGAGACGAUAUUUACCAGCGUCGUCAGUACAAAAAAGACUACAAGUCUCUCGGUCAGAACAUAUAUGAUACCAUCGCCGUCAUCUCCUCCUACUCCAAGCACAUGCCCAGCCCUCGCACUCUCUUCGAUAUCAUACGCUCACCUGAAGUUAUCCCUCCAUCUCCACUUGAUGGCUCGUUAGAAACGUCACACGCCCCAAAGAAAGAUCGGGGCACCCCUCCGGCUAAUGCCCCUUCGCGCCAAUCUUCGCAAUAUGCGUCUUCAAUACCUACUCGAGAAGACCGACCUAUCGAGUCCUCGCGCUCUUCCUCAGAACGUUCAUCUCGACUACAUGUAUUUUCGCAUCUGACUUGCAGCCUUCUCACCAAGAUGAAAGAAGAGAACUAUGACCACCGAGAUGAUCAUGAGGCAGAUUCCCCUUCUACAUAUAUCGUGGACUUUGAAUCGCAUCGUCGUCAUCGCCCUGUCAGACCUUUCGUUAACAGAUCACUGUUUUUUACUCUCAGCGAUCCUGAAAGCUUGCUCAAAUCUUUCCGAGAUGGUAGUAGUUCAGACUACCACGACUCUCCGCUUCCUCAUCUCGAUGCUUACCUUCUCUCAAACGCUUUCAGUGAUUGGGAUCGGCGAAACGGAGCUCUCAUCUUUGACAGUCUAUAUAUAGCGUUGGACGCUCUGUUUCGCCCCCCGCCAGAGAUAGACACCCAAAAGAGCCCACGUCUUAGACCUGCUAGUAAAAUGGCAAAUCCAGACCGGGCUGACAGUAUUGUGUCAUCCGCAUCGUCCAGAUACCUGUCAAAUGAAGAAGCUGCACACAUUGUCAUGAUAUGCAUACAUGCUCUGACUGCCCUUGUAUACAAAGGUUGGCCCGCAACUUGGGCAGAAGUGCGUGUCUUUCGAGGCUGGGGAGUUGUCAUACCAGGCUCUUCGCCAGAGACAGAUCACACCGAGAGCUUCAACCGCCCAUGGCUCCGAAUUGUGGACGAACUGGAAUAUGAGCCUGCUAUUCGUUUAGCCAACCGUCUACUCAGUGGCAUUGGAAUUCGGAUGUGCUUUGAGCAUAUUCUUACAAGUCUAGAUCAUCACGAAGACCCCGAUACCAGCGCUGGACCAAGUCUGCGCGUGGAUGGUCUGUUAGAGAUCCUGGUGAAACAUCUUAUUGUUGUUGAGCGCGUAGCACUCGCUAAAAAAGCAAGGCUGAAGGUAGACGCACCCCCAGAAGAAGAUCCAGGGUGGACGGUCACUUCAACAUGGAUGGAAUGGUUGAGAACGAUCAUCGUGAAGAAAUUUGAUGGCAACGCUGAGGUCAACAAGUGGGGGAGUACUGGAGCAGCUUUGCUUGUUCUUGAAAAAUUAUAUGCCGAAUCAAGCGCCCUUAAUCUGCGCAAGAACAUGUUUCAUAUACCAUACCUCAAUAAACGAAUGAAUGCUGCCGAAGUGCCAAACAAGUUUCUGAGCUGGGAGGACCAGCCAAACACGCUCCAUCUUCUGCGGCUUCCGUUCUUGUUCAAAGAUAACUACAUUGUUGCAUAUUUCCGAACCAUAAACUUUACUAUAAUGUCCAACCAGUUUCUACAAGCAACGCGGUCCACGGAGUUGCGAAACCGCUUUGAUUCCUUCAUAAGCGCUGCACGGAUGCAACAAGUCGAUGAAUUGCUGCAGGUCACUGCGGACGAAGUCUUGCAAUUAAAAGUCACUCGCGAAAACCAGUUGGAGCAGACCCUGGAUCAGCUUUGGGGCCAGGAAAAACGUAUGCUGCUCAAACCUCUCAAAGUGCGGCUCGGCACAUCGGAAGGUGAAUACGGCCUUGAUCAAGGUGGUGUAACAUAUGAAUUCUUCCGCCUCGUCCUCAAGGAGGCCUUCCAGCCCCAGACCGGAAUGUUCCUAGUUGAUGACCAAACCGGCAUGAUAUGGUUUCAUCCAGCGACGUUUGAACCGACGUGGAAAUAUCAAAUGCUCGGUGUAAUUUUCUCUCUUGCUGUAUACAAUGGCAUCACUCUUCCUGUUACGUUUCCACUCGCAUUGUAUACGAGUCUUCUUCAGCCAGAUCUUUCCCGCAUGAAUAUUGACGACUGUGCCACGGAUUUCAUUCGUGAUGGUUGGCCUACCCUCGCAAAAUCAUUCGACGACAUGUUAGCCUUUGAUGGCGAUGUAUCAGAAACAUACAUGCGGGAUUACACAUUCAGCUAUGAAGCGUACGGACGACACGUUGACAUCGACAUGCAAACUGCAUGCUCGGUCGAACCGACCGCGUCGAACACGCCACUCGUCACCAACGCCAACCGGCACCAGUUCGUCAAAGACUAUAUAACCUGGCUCACCAGAACCUCCAUUAAACCACAACUCGACGCAUUUCGCGAAGGCUUCCGGACUUGUCUGCAUCCGGCUUCCCUCCGCCUUUUCAACCCCGAAUCCCUUCGCUCCCUCGUCGAAGGCAAUCCUGUCAUUUCCGUCCAGCUUCUGCGAAAACACACGCGUUACGAAGGUUACUCGGACACCGACCCUAUCAUGCUGGACUUCUGGUCCGUCGUUGAGACAUAUAGCCAAAAAGAACUCCGACAUCUUUUGGAAUUCGUCACCUCCAGCGAACGCGUGCCCAUUACGGGUUAUGAGAGCAUGAAUUUCACCAUUGCGCACGCCGGCGGGGAUACAGAGCUCCUGCCGACCAGCAGUACUUGUUUCCGGAAACUUUCGUUGCCGGCGUAUAGCGGUCGGGAGCGGAUGAGGGAGAAAUUGCGGAUUGCAUUGGCGCAUUCGGAGGGGUUUGGUGUUGUUUAA
Messenger RNA from Periconia digitata, 3550 nucleotides. NCBI's taxonomy places the organism in Eukaryota, Fungi, Ascomycota, Dothideomycetes, Pleosporales, Periconiaceae. The record is from the annotation of a GenBank genome assembly.